AUGUCUUUUCUGCACCAGAGGAUGGGAAUUGCCUCCUCAAAAACACCAAGCAAAGAUUCACACACCGAAGAUGAAGAUGAGAAAAAUGGGAAGAGUAAAGGAAAGCAAACAGGAGACCACAUUGCUGCCAUUAACAAGAAAAGCAAGGCCAAGAGAUGCUCUUGCCUCGAUGGCUAUUUCUGGUUCAUGGGAUUCGUAUGCUGUAUAUGGUGGUUCUUGUUGUUCUUGUUCACCACAAGGUCGGCUUCGAUCCCUCAAUUUGUGAUGGAGGCUAUAAAGGACUGGCUGCCAGACCUGCCUAGUGUGAAAUUCAGCAAUGAGGGCCUGACGGUGAAGCACCCGGUAGUGUUCGUCCCAGGAAUUGUAACUGGUGGGCUUGAGCUCUGGGAGGGGUGUCAGUGUGCUGAUGGAUUGUUUAGAAAGAGGCUCUAGGGUGGCUUGUUUAGGGAACUGUACAAAAGGUAAAUGCCCUUUCGGAAAUGUUGAGGUAUACUCUGUGUUUGCUCUGCUUUUUGUUCUUGGUUUUAGUUUCUCUUGUGGAAUGUUUUGUGUCUUUUUGAAGAAGGCGACAUGUCAGGAAGGUGGUCCUUGAGUUCUUUCGGCAAUGUGAAUGCUCUUUUAAGAUGGUUUACUAAAAUAUGAGGUUGCUU
Molecule: messenger RNA, 650 nt
Organism: Rubroshorea leprosula
Lineage: Eukaryota; Viridiplantae; Streptophyta; Magnoliopsida; Malvales; Dipterocarpaceae
Source: the annotation of a GenBank genome assembly